AUGUCCGGGACCGACUACAACUACGAUGACCAGGGCCAGUUUUUUCCCUAUUUCAUCCUCACUGUCACCACACUCGUCACUGUCCCCACCACAAUCUCUUUCUUAAGACCGAGCAAAGAACUCGAAAACACAGGAACGCGCAUAGAGUCCGACUUCACCCCCAAACAUGCCGACCUUAUUCAGGGCCAGCGCAAGAAGCAGAAGCGCAUGGAGAGGAGGAUAAAGCGUGGCCUUUUAAUGCUGGGUGGAUGGGCGCUCAACGCUGCCAUGGUUUACCUGAUAAUUGUUACGGCGCGAACUACGCCUGACAUCUGGGAUCCCUAUGAUGUGCUGGGUGUCUCUAGGGACGCCGACGAGAAGGCUAUCAAGAAGCAUUACCGUAGACUUUCGCUUAGCCUCCAUCCCGACAAAGCCCGCGAGGACCCCGCCAAAAACGUCACAAUACAAUCCAUCAACGACCAUUGGGUAGACGUCACCAAGGCUUUCAAGGCUCUUACCGACGAGGAAAUCCGCAACAACUUUCUACAAUAUGGCCAUCCCGAUGGCAAGCAGAGCUUCAGUAUUGGCAUUGCUCUGCCUCAAUGGCUAGUCACUGAGGGAGCCGGCAAAUACGUUCUGCUCAUCUACGCGCUUGCACUGGGUGUUAUUUUGCCUUAUACCGUCGGAAAGUGGUGGUACGGAACACAGCGAUUGACAAAGGAAAAAGUGCUUGUCGCAAGCGCUGGCAACAUCUUCCGCGAUUACGAUAAUGACCAGGGCGAAGUAGGAGUCGUCCAUGCGCUGAGCAGUGGAGAAGAGUUCAACGAAAUAUUCGCCGGUAACAAAGCAGAAAACGGCUUGUCCAAACUCGAGCAAAAGGUGCUCUCUGAGGGCGCCGACUCUCUUAUCCCAGCGACACUGACUAGGAAGGACCGCCAAAAGCUAGAUGACCUGGAAGAUAGCCGAAGACGCAAAGUCCUGACUUUACUGUGGGCAUACCUGGGCCGUGUCGAACUGGAUGACGAUACCUUGAACGAGGAGAAAUUCUCUGUCGCUCCUGUGGCGCUUCGUCUCAACGAAGCUUACACUGCCAUCGCACUCGCAUACGGUAACACCAAGGCUGUUCUCUCCGCGUACAAGACCUCACAAAACGUCAUCCAAGCUUUACGCCCAGGUGCCUCAGCUCUGGAGCAGUUGCCAUACUUCACGCCUGCCGUUGCCACUGCUGCCGAAGCCGAGCGAUCGAGAACGCAUCUGACCAUCCAAGAGUUUAUGCAAAUCCCAGAGGCUGAGCGAAAGGCGCGUCUCGUCCAAUCCGGUCUUCUCUCUCAAGAACAGUAUAGCACAGCCAUGUCUGUGGCGUCAAGAAUCCCUCUCUUCCAUCUCGACAAAGCGUUCUUCAAAGUCGUUGGCGAGCGUUUUGUCACACCAAGCAGCUUGGUUCAAUUCGUACUCAAGGGUCGAUUUAUCCCAUCAGCCGCCACUACACUUCCUGAUGUUAACCCGAAAGAUCUCCUCGAUAUUGACCCCGCGGAAGGCGACGUCGCCGCAAUCACCGGACGUAAGAAUGAUCGCUCUGGAGAGAAGCCCAUCCAGCCACCUCUAGCCUACGCCCCAUAUUACUCUCGGGAUCAUGCGCCAAGAUGGCACGUGUUCCUUGCCGACAGCAAGCAGGGUCGCAUUGCAGUCCCUCCCUUCACCUUCUCGACUUUUGACAAGCCUAUCCUUGAUGAGAGCGGUAAUCCCACCUACAAUGUCCAGACACUAAAGAUGCAGUUCGGUGCUCCACCACAGGCCGGCAGCUACACCUUUGUCAUGCACAUGAUAUGCGAUAGCUACAUCGGUAUGGACACCAAGAUCGAGGUAACACUUGUUGUGGAGGAUGCCAGCAAAGCGGAAGAGGUUGAGGAGGAGGAAGAGAUCAGUGAGCCAGAUGAAGAUACCCUCGCAGGACAGAUGCGCCAAAUGAAGACUGGUGUUCCCGCGAAGAAGCGGAGACAGGCAAACGACGACUCAAGUGGCAGUGACACCGAAGGCGAUGUCGAGUCCGAGAGUGAGACCGACACUGAUACCGACUCGGAUGACGAGUAAACUGCUUCACUUUUCAUUACAAUUAUGCAUCAGGCGAAGAUGGAAGCAGAACUUUGGAACAACGAAGAAGCUUGGUAUCGACUUUUUGUCCAGCCACUUGAGCCUCAGCCGCUCGCAUUUCUAGGCGUUCAGGGAAUGGGAUGACUUGCGACUAGGGACUAUCCCUUGAUGCUUUUAGAUGAGGCGAAACUUCCACUGGAUAGGACUCUAGAAGCAGGUGCAUAUUUUUAUUUUCCUCCAA
This is a messenger RNA of Pyrenophora tritici-repentis Pt-1C-BFP, 2311 nucleotides long. The record is from RefSeq and is a predicted model, not a curated record. NCBI's taxonomy places the organism in Eukaryota, Fungi, Ascomycota, Dothideomycetes, Pleosporales, Pleosporaceae.